CAUACUCAUGGGCUCUCUCAAGUCCGUUUACAAUGAUAUUACAAAGACAUCAUAUCGACUACGUGUUUUAAUGUAAACCGGGCUUCAGGUUUUUAACACAUCGGCAACAAAUAUGGCCACCAUGGGGGAGGCGAAACUUGACAUGUAUGAUGACACGAUGUACGCUGUUGAUCCACAACACGUGGAGGGAGAGAUGACAGUUGGUACCAGACAAAAAGCGAAUAUUGGAGAACCCGACUUCAACACCCUUGACGAACCGAUUAGAGACACUAUUCUCAGAGAUGUUCGAGCAGUUGGAAAAAAAUUCUAUCAUGUACUAUACCCAAAGGAAAAGAAGAGCUUACUCAAAGAAUGGGAUCUUUGGGGACCUCUGGUACUUUGUACAUUCAUGGCGAUGGUUCUCCAAGGAUCGGAUGAUGAUGUAAUCAACAAAAAUGAUGGUGGCCCAGAAUUUGCUGAAGUAUUUGUUAUUGUUUGGAUCGGAUCUAUGAUCGUCACCCUUAACUCUAAAUUGUUAGGAGGCAAUAUAUCUUUCUUUCAAAGUGUUUGCGUUCUAGGCUACUGCCUACUACCAACAACUAUUGCUCUCAUUAUUUGCAGAAUCAUUUUGUUAGUAGAACAAACUCUUGUGUGGUUCAUUCUACGGUUUAUUAUUACGAUAAUUGGGUUUCUCUGGGCUACAUAUGCUUCCAUGGCAUUUCUAGGGGAUAGUCAGCCAGCAGGAAGAAAAGCAUUAGCAGUUUACCCUAUCUUUUUGUUUUACUUUAUCAUAUCGUGGCUAGUGAUAUCACACACCACGUGAAAAAUCUUGAACACAAAGUAAAAUUGAUUUUGACUUCAAGACUGUAUAAACCUGCACAAAGCCCAAUAAAAGAUUGACACUGAUUUUACAGGCAAAUUUAAUUGAAAAUUAAAGCCUGUUGUGUCUUUCUCUAAAUGUGGUUACAAUCUUCCUUCAAAGAUAUGUAGCCUCUGAACCCUUUUGAACACCUGAAUAAUCAAACGUGAUCAUUAAUUUUCAACGUUGCAUUUUCUAUGUUUAAAAGUAUCUUAUUUUCAAUGUCCAAUGAAAAUAUAUAAUAUUUAUUAUAUAAAUAAUAAUAUUAACGUGUAUAGUGAUAAUAACUAUUGAAUAAGUAUAAAUCAAAUGUUCCAAUAAAAAAAGACAUCAACACGAAA
Molecule: messenger RNA, 1179 nt
Organism: Diprion similis
Lineage: Eukaryota; Metazoa; Arthropoda; Insecta; Hymenoptera; Diprionidae
Product: protein YIPF6
Exons: 7
Coding region: 113-802 (229 amino acids)
Biological process (GO): endoplasmic reticulum to Golgi vesicle-mediated transport
Cellular component (GO): membrane; trans-Golgi network
Source: RefSeq, a predicted model, not a curated record